CAAUUAGACAUUUGUUUAGUUUGGCGCGAAAUAUUUGUGUCACAGUGUCAUCAACUAACUUGUGCUGUUUAUCGUGUAAGCUAAUGUUUUUGAUUAAAACAUAAUGGAUUUGAAUAUUAGAAGAAAAUCUACAAAGAUCCCAGUCACGGGAAGUCUAGUAGAGACUUACCCGCAUGAUCUUCAAAUGUAUAAGAUACCGCCUACUGAAGAUAUAACAUUACAAGAGUUUGAAACUUUAGCUUUAGAAAGAGUGACUUUAUUGAGAAGUUUAGCUACAGCAACUACAUUGAAAGGUUUGCGUGUAUACUCAGAAGAAUGGACAGACUACGUUAUUGGUGAACUAAGAAGUCAAGGUCUGAAGUAUUAUGCCAAGCUUUGCGAAAAAUCAUCUUGUGCCACUACUGAAGCUGAUUUACAGGCAAGACGCAAAGACCACAUUGCACACUUCAUUUUACGACUAGCUUACUGCAGAACUGAAGAAUUACGGCGAUGGUUCAUUGCAAGAGAAUUAGAACUAUUCAAGAUGAGAUUUGCAACUAUGAGGGGUGAAGCUGUUGAAACAUUCUUCAAACUAAACAAUCUGUGUUACACGAACAUCAGUGAUGAAGAAAAAAGUGAAAUUAUACAUUUCCUGAGAGAGUCUACUCCACACCCUAACAUUGACAAUAUGAAAUUCUUCAAAGUCAAGUUCUUUGAAGUAUUAGAUCUAGUAAAAAUGAGAAAAGUGUAUUUGAGUGGUGGUUAUGCUUACAUACCUCAUAAAGAUUUCAUAUCUGUGCUCUCUGCACAGUACAGAACUCAAUUGAAACAAAGUUUAGCAGUGGCUUGUCACCACCUUGGAGAAAUUGAACAGGAUGAGCGAUUAGUGUCCCUGUUGAAAGGAUUGCACCAAUCUUAUUCAGGCAAUGAUUACAGUGAUGCUAAAGCUGUUAUACCUAUCGAGACUCUAGACUCAUUGGCUGUAAAAUCAUUCCCACUAUGUAUGCGGCAGCUUCACGAUCAGCUGAGAGCUGCCCACCAUCUCAAACAUGGGGGUAGACUGCAGUAUGGAUUAUUCCUUAAAGGUAUAGGUGUAACACUAGAAGAUUCACUCAGAUUCUGGAGAGAAGAGUUCACAAAAAUAAUGGAGUUGGAUAAAUUUGAGAAACAGUAUGCUUAUAAUGUAAGAUACAACUAUGGAAAAGAGGGUAGUAAGAGGAAUUAUUCUCCAUUCAGUUGUUUGAAGAUUAUUAAUAAUACUGUUGGCCCAGGGGAUUGUCAUGGAUGUCCUUACAGGCAUUGUGAUGUUGGGAUAUUGAAAAAUCGACUGCAAGGUUACGGUUUUGAUGCUCAAGCAAUUGGUGAAAUAAUAGACAUGACAAAAAAAGGACACUUCCAAAUUGCCUGCAGCAAGUACUUUGAUGCUGUGCAUCAUUGUGAUCUGGGGUUGGGCAUAAAUCAUCCUAAUCAGUACUUUGAGGAAAGUCAAAAGAUUGCCAAGGGAGAGAUUAAAGUAGAAAUUAAAAAAGAAGUUCAAAAAGCCCAAUUAAAAAAGGAGCCAAUUGAUGAACUGGAUGAAAUGGAUUUUGAUGAAGCCAUGUAAAACUUCAUAUAAUAUUAUUAGACUAAAAACUUCCUGUUUUUCAAUAGCCUUUCAAAAAUGUAGGUGAAAUAUGCUAGUUAAAGUGUAUUUCAGUACUGAAGCAGGAUGUACUGAUAGCCCUAAACAAACCUGAGUUAUCAGUAGCAUUUUGUUAGUUUGUGAUUGGGAUACAACUGGCUUCCGGUCUUGAAUAAUUCAAAACACAAAUAAAGUUUUUAAAAAGAA
Molecule: messenger RNA, 1807 nt
Organism: Spodoptera exigua (beet armyworm)
Lineage: Eukaryota; Metazoa; Arthropoda; Insecta; Lepidoptera; Noctuidae
Source: the annotation of a GenBank genome assembly